Molecule: messenger RNA, 3875 nt
Organism: Daphnia pulex (common water flea)
Lineage: Eukaryota; Metazoa; Arthropoda; Branchiopoda; Diplostraca; Daphniidae
Product: ras-GEF domain-containing family member 1B-like
Exons: 10
Coding region: 1028-2629 (533 amino acids)
Biological process (GO): Ras protein signal transduction; positive regulation of GTPase activity
Cellular component (GO): plasma membrane
Molecular function (GO): guanyl-nucleotide exchange factor activity
Source: RefSeq, a predicted model, not a curated record
AACUCCGGAUGUAACAUUGUGUGACGAGCCAACUCAUUUGCCACCUCUGGUUGUGUUUGUCGGUAGUGUUGUUGUUGUUGCCCCCCGGUUGUUCAUUUGCCAUUUUUUUUAUUUUGUUUUUUAGUCAUUACUAACAAGUUCAGGAGAGAUGGGUUAUAUAGAGGAGGAGGAGGAGGGUUGACGUCGGUUGACGUCCAUGUGUGUGUAUCUAUCCCAUCCGGCCCCCUUCUAGACUCUGCGACUCCCGAUGCGCAUGUGCCCAGCGUGAGGAGAAGGUUGUGAGCGUGGGGGCGCCGGCGGAUAACCUUAAAACAUUUUUCUCCUUUUGUCGACCCUUUUUAUUUCCCCCCCGCUUUUUCUUUUCGCUUUCCCUCCUCCCUCUAGAGAGAGAGAGGGUUUCGUGUGUGUGCGUGGGGGGGAGUACAAGACUUCCGACUCGGCAACAAACUUGUUCCAGACAUUGCUCAGUUCACGAACCAAGGCCACUGUGCCGUGUUUCCUCUCUCUCUGUGUGGAAUCUUCUUCUUCUUUUUUUCUACCAGUGUGUGUGUGUGUUUGUUUUGUUUUUCUCGUUCGUCAUCGACUCACGCGGGAGUGACUUACUCUUGUGCUAAGCCCACUGCUCUGUAUCCAGCCCUUUUGUGCUUUGUUAUGAAACGUUGAGAAUUAACUCCCCAAAAGUCCCGAAACGAACGUUAUCGUCAUUCGUCGUUGGCUAACUAACUACCUUACCGUGUGUGCUCUGCUGGACUUUGUUUGUUUGAACUUUCUUGAAAGUCGACUCUCGCUUAACUUUCUUUUAAAAUGUCGAGUUAAAAGAAUCCGCACUGGGAAUUUUUCUGGUGGCGGUGGUGGUGGUGAAGAGAGGGGGGAUUUUUAGAUUCUAACGUGUUUAUCGGACCGUUGCGUGACUUCUCGUUGAGGUGUGUCUGGGGCUGGCUGGCUGGCUGACGUCGUCGUUGUUGUUGUUGUUGGGUGAGUUGGUGCGUGUGUGUGCCGUGUCCGGGGGAGGAGGUUACCAGGAACGAUGGCAGUGUACUACUAUGCUAAAAAGAUGCGUCAGUCGAGCAUCGGCGGUAAUGUCAUCAUUCCACCGGCUCCUACUUCCUCCUCGACUUCUUCUUCCACUUCUUCUUCCAGCAAUGCCGCAGCAAAGAAUAACUCGCUUUCCUCGGCGGCUGCCCUUCCAGCUGUCCCAUCCGUCAUCACCAAGUCUCUACCGCAGACGCCCAAAUCGCCCGGUAGCAUGGGAAUCGAAGGGAGCAGUACCAGUAGCAGCAGCUCGGAAACGGUGGAUGAUAGCGGCUCGGAGCCGGACAACUCUCUUGUGUUCCAGGACAAUAAUUUAGUGUCCGGGCCGCUGGAUGCGCUUCUGCAGCAUUUGGUGCCGACAGCCGACUACUACCCUGACAGGACGUACAUCUUCGCCUUCUUACUCUCGUCCAGGCUAUACAUCAAACCGCACGCCCUCCUGGCUCAAGUUGUCCGGCUGUGCAUGCUCCAGCAGAACCUGGCCGACCAAAAACUCACCAAAGAAAAGUUGGGGCGGUUUUGUCCGCACAUGGUCCAACUGCUUUCCGAGUGGAUGGAAACAUUUCCGUACGACUUUCGCGAUGAGCGCGUCAUGCAGCACGUCCGCCAGCUGACGCAGCGCUGCGUGGCUCUCGAUCCUUCGCUGCGGAGGGACGUCUCGCAAAUGCUGCACAAUCUCCUCCACCGGCUGACGGCCCUCGAGAAAUACGAAGAGUUUCUGGAGAAGAUCAACACAGAGGCCUCAGCUGCUCUCAUAGACACCCUGAAUGUGUGUGACGUGACGGAAGUGUGUUCCAGUCCGCUGACUUUGUCGCAGCAGCUGACGCACAUUGAGCUGGAAAGAUUAUCGUUCAUUGGACCCGAGGAAUUCGUCCAGGCUUUCGCCAAAGAGAAUCCCAACGUGGAAACUUCUUUCAAAGACAUGAAGAAGACUCGCAAUCUCGAGUCUUACAUCCAGUGGUUCAACAGGCUCAGCUAUUUCGUUGCCACCCAAGUGUGCUCGAAUGUCAAGAAGAAGCAACGCAUCAAAGUCAUUGAAUACUGGAUCGAAGUGGCCCGGGAAUGUUUCAAUAUUGGCAAUUUCAAUUCGUUAAUGGCCAUCAUUGCCGGUCUCAACAUGUCGCCCGUUUCUCGUCUCAAGAAGACGUGGCACAAAGUUCAGUCGGCCAAGUUCUCCAUCCUGGAGCAUCAGAUGGAUCCGUCGUCAAAUUUCAGCAGCUACAGAUCGACCCUGAAGGCAGCCAUGUGGAGAUCGGCCGGUGCUAAGGACGAGCGCCAGCGAAUUGUCGUCCCCUUCUUUUCGCUACUUGUCAAGGAUCUCUAUUUCCUCAAUGAAGGAUGCGCCAAUCGGUUACCGAAUGGACACAUUAAUUUCGAGAAAUUCUGGCAGCUGGCCAAACAAGUAACAGAAUUCAUGACGUGGAAACAAGUGACUUGCCCGUUCGAAAAACACCCCAAAGUCAUUCAUUACCUGCAAACGGGAACCAUCCUCAGCGAAAAUGGUAUUGCUUUAUCGUCAUUCGAUUGCGAACCACCGGAAAACUCUCAUGAAAAAGAAAGGUUCAAAGCUUUAAAAUUGGCCGCCAUUCACGCAUAAUGUUGAAUAAGCGACCGUUAGAUGGCGUCGGCAUUCCCGUAUUUUGGUUUCCAAAACAACAAACAACAACACCAUUUGAAAAAAAAAAAAGAAGAUUCAUCCCACAUUUUCUCUCCGUCAAAUGGCAUUUACUUCCUUUCAAAGAACUUCCGUCUCGAUUCGUUUCUCCCUUUUCUACUUCUUCUUUUUUUCUAUACUUUUGGUCAAAAGUUUGGUCCAUUCUAGUCAAGAUGUGUAUGCUGUGCUCGCUUCCUGAACUUUUCCGGACAAAAUUGAAUUCCGCCCCUCAUUUGGUUUCUUGUAAAUAGUUUCCACCGUCUUCUAUAUAUACAUAUAUAGCUCUAUAUAAAACAAAAAAUAUCAUAUACAUAAUUAUCACAUCGAAACGUUUAGAACAUGACCAGCACCAGCAGUCCAACCCCCCCACACACACUCUUUGUCUCCAUCUCUUCGGAAUCAAGAAAAACAUUUGAAUGUCUACACAUCCCUCUCUAGUCCUGUGUUCAAUUUCAGCCAUCCCCCCGAUCCAUCAUCAUUUGUACACACACACACACCACAGAAGCAAGACAAAACACCAUCAAGUUGUUGUCCCACCCGAUAAUGAACCCACUUUUUUGUUCUCUUCUCAAAUAUCUUUUUUGUUUCUAUCGACAUUUGUGUUGAUAUUGAUGUUCCGGAAUUUUUUUUUCUUUUGUUGUGUCUCGCGAUCCACCAGGACGCUUUGGCAUGUUGAUGUUGUCGUCCAUUUUGAAAGACGUUACGUAAAAAAAAAAAAAAAUGUGAGUCGAGCAGGGAACACACAAAAAACACAUGGUUUGCAUUCACAUCUCAAAAUUUGUACAUUCCUCCAUUUCUCUUCUUCUACUCUUUUCCUAGAAUAUUUUUCAGUUUUUCUCAUUACAUUCUACAAUUUUCCUUCUUCUUUUUCUUGUUGUUGAGAAAAAAAAAUAGUUUUUUUUUCCUAUCUCAUUUGCAUGUUGUGCACGAGCGCGUGUAUUUGCUCUUAAAGGGAGGGUUUCGGUCUUUUUUAAAAUAUGCGCAUGCAAUUUCUCACGUCGUGUGUGUCAUUAUUCGAAACACACACUCUCACACCCACACACACACCACAUGGACAGGAAAAUGGAGAGAAACACAUUUAAACUAUACAUACAUUAUAUAUUUGUGUACCUUUUUUUCCCAUUUUUUUUUAAUCGGUUUAUUAUUAUAUCAAUGAUGAAUUACAAAAGAUGACCCCCAUUUAUUGAAA